AUGGGGAGGACGAAAAGGGUGCGCCGUAGGAAGCGGGCCGUGUCUGCCGAGAGCUCGGUUGAUGUCGAUGGCCGGCUGGCCGAGCUGGUGGGCUGGAUGCGGCGCCACCGGUGGUCGGGACCGGGCCCUCUGAGGCCGGCCCUGUUCCCGGACACGGGCCGCGGCCUGCUGAGCCGGCGACCGCUGCAGCCCGGCGCCACGCUCGUCUCGAUCCCGCUGUCGCUGCUGGUCAGCUCGGCAACGGCGCUGCGCUCGGAGCUGGGCGCGGCGCUGCGGGCCGCCCGGCCGGCCGUCUCGGCCCAGCUGGCCGUCAGCCUGUGGCUGGCGCUGGAGCGGCGGCGCGGCGCCGACUCCGGCUGGCGGCCGUACCUGGCCUCGCUGCCGAGCGCCUACACGACGCCGGCGUACUGCGAGCCGCGCGAGCUGAGCGCCGACCUGCUGCCGGAGGCGCUGCUCUCGGCGGCGCGACUUCAGCACGCCGCUGUUCGUCGAAAUCUACUGCGUGCCCGGCGGCUGCUGCGCGAAACAUCAGCACCGUGCGUGGCCGGCUGGGAGCUCUCAGAAGAGGAGCUCCGACACGCCUGGGUGACGGUGAAGACACGCGCCAUGUGCGUGGAGCCGGAGGAGGACCUCGGAAACGCGCCGUCCGGCCUCAAAGACGAUAACUGCGCGCUCGCACCGUUCCUGGACCUCUUCAACCACCGGCCGGGCGCUACCGUCUACAGUAGCGUCUCCGACGGCUGCUAUCGGCUGAUGACGGAGCACGGCGUAGCCGCCGGCGAGCAGGUCUUCAUCGACUACGGCCCGCGUGACAACCUGCAGCUGGUGCUCGACUACGGGUUUGUGGUGCCGGGCAACGAGCGAGACGCAGUGCCGGUGCCGGCCGAGUGGGUGCCGCUGCCUGUGGCGGCUCAGCGCGCGGCCGACGACGCUCGCCUGCGCUCCUUUCUGUCCGUGGGUCGUGAGGGCUACUCCCGCGAUCUUCUGACGCGGCUGUACCUGGCGGCGCUCCCGGAGCAAGAGUUGGCCACCGUGGACGGCCAGGAGGUGCAGUGUAUGAGCCUGCAGGAGCUGACUGCUCCGUCGGCGGUGCGCCGCGCGCUGGCCGCCCUGCUGGUGCGCCUGGUGCGGCACCUGGAGUCGUGUCUGGCGGCGCAGCGCGCCCUGCCGGCGCCCAGUGACGCGCUGCGGGUCUGCUCGGCGCUGCUGCGCGAGUGGCUGCUGGUGCUGCAGGGCCACGUAUGGGAGCUGGACCGGCGGCCCGGCGCCGACGGUGUGGUGCGGCCCGUGUACGGCACGCGGCUGGGCGAUGUCGUCACAGAGAGCGUCAUUCAUGGCGCGGGCGGGGAGCUCACCGUGGAGGUGUGUGCUGAUGGCUAG
Molecule: messenger RNA, 1380 nt
Organism: Amphibalanus amphitrite
Lineage: Eukaryota; Metazoa; Arthropoda; Thecostraca; Balanomorpha; Balanidae
Product: SET domain-containing protein 4-like
Exons: 1
Coding region: 1-1380 (459 amino acids)
Biological process (GO): peptidyl-lysine dimethylation; peptidyl-lysine monomethylation; peptidyl-lysine trimethylation
Molecular function (GO): histone H3K36 methyltransferase activity; protein binding; histone H3K4 methyltransferase activity
Source: RefSeq, a predicted model, not a curated record